AUGACUCGUACAGCUGAGUAUAAACGACAUCUCCGUUCCAACACUUUCGACAUUGAAAAGGCUUCGAUCAUUUUUCUUGAAGGACAUGUGAAAUAUCUUCAACGUAAAUAUAGACGUCAAGAAAUAAAAAUUAAUGAACUUGAAUCACGUCUAAAAGAUUUCAAAAAACUCAAAGAAGAUGUUAGAAAACUUAAAAACCAAAUUGAUAGUUUAUUAAACGUAAAUGAGGCGUUAAGAAAUAAAAGUGCUGAUUUAAGUAGUGUAAUAGAUUACGGAUUUAACUUGACAGCAAAUUCUGUAAAAAAUGCAGAACUAACGAUUUUUUUUCGAAAAAUGAAAAAGUUAUUUGAAACAUACCAAAAUAAAUACAAUGAAAACCAAAAUGAAUACGAAAUAGAUAUUGGUUCUUUGCGAAUAUCUGAAAUUAUCGAUAAUGUGAAAUGGAAGGAAUUAAUAUCAAAUAAUACUAUUCUAGCUGAAAUUUGUUCGUAUUUAACUCCAAAAGAUUUAUUUUCUUUGACACAAGUUGAAAAAUUGUUAUUUGGAAAAUUACAAGAUGAAUAUUAUUGGAAGAUAUCUAGACAACAACAACCAAAUUAUAAUCACAAAUGUCCUAUUCAUAUGACCGAACAGCAAUAUUGUUUCUUAAACUUUAUGUGUCAAAGAUGCCAAUUUUGCAGGCGUUCUGAUUUUUCUUUAAUCCUUGAACUGAAAACCAAGAUUUGUUCUGAGUGUCGAGAACAAGUGUUAAUAAGUCGUUUUGAAAUUGAGGAAGAAAAUCGUAUUCCAUCCGAACUCUUUCCGGCAUUCCAUUCAGUUGAUUACGCACAGCUUGAUGGAAGAUACUUAGAUUAUUCUGUGCUUCAUUAUUUGAAAAGUGAAGUCUACGAUACCUUUGACGAGUAUCUUAAAAUUCCUCAAAACGAGAAGCAAGAAUGGUUAAAUAAGAAGUCAAGGGUCGUUAGUGAAUAUUACAACGAUGUUUUAAGGAUAAAGCAUCAGAAUAUAACAAAUCAAUAUCUAUCGCCAGAAGCUUCAUUGCAUUCCCAUACCCAAUUAACUCGUCUAGAUGCAUUUUGGAUUCCUUAA
Dentiscutata erythropus is the source of this 1089-nucleotide messenger RNA. The record is from the annotation of a GenBank genome assembly. NCBI's taxonomy places the organism in Eukaryota, Fungi, Glomeromycota, Glomeromycetes, Diversisporales, Gigasporaceae.